Molecule: messenger RNA, 2089 nt
Organism: Oreochromis niloticus (Nile tilapia)
Lineage: Eukaryota; Metazoa; Chordata; Actinopteri; Cichliformes; Cichlidae
Gene: gnat1
Product: guanine nucleotide binding protein (G protein), alpha transducing activity polypeptide 1
Exons: 9
Coding region: 162-1214 (350 amino acids)
Biological process (GO): phototransduction, visible light; detection of light stimulus involved in visual perception; adenylate cyclase-modulating G protein-coupled receptor signaling pathway
Cellular component (GO): cytoplasm; heterotrimeric G-protein complex
Molecular function (GO): GTP binding; G-protein beta/gamma-subunit complex binding; GTPase activity
Source: RefSeq, a predicted model, not a curated record
GAAAAUGCUCAAACAUUCUCCAGUGUUUGCAGCACGCAGUUGACUCAUCAGCUGCACAGUUGAAGGCUCCGGUCACAUUGUUGACGAGCAGCUAGGACCUGCCUCCAUUUUUCUUGGCACUUGGCCUUUGAGCAAAGGGGGCCCAAGCCGGGUAAAGUAGGAUGGGAGCUGGAGCCAGCGCUGAGGAAAAACGCUCCAGGGAGCUGGAGAAGAAACUGAAGGAGGAUGCCGACAAGGAUGCAAGAACUGUCAAGCUGCUGCUGCUAGGUGCUGGAGAAUCAGGCAAAAGCACUAUUGUCAAACAGAUGAAAAUUAUCCACAAAGAUGGUUACUCGCUUGAAGAAUGCUUGGAGUUUAUUACCAUCAUCUACAGCAACACCCUGCAGUCCAUCAUGGCCAUUGUGAAGGCCAUGAACACGCUCAAUAUCAACUACGGGCACUCUGAUCAGCAGGAUGAUGCCAGGAAACUCAUGCAUCUUGCAGACACCAUUGAGGAAGGCACCAUGCCUAAAGAAAUGUCAGAUAUCAUUCUGCGUCUGUGGAAAGAUUCUGGCAUACAGGCAUGCUUUGACAGAGCUUCAGAGUACCAACUCAACGACUCUGCUGGAUACUAUCUGAAUGACUUGGAGCGACUGAUCCAACCAGGCUACGUGCCCACUGAGCAGGAUGUGCUGCGAUCAAGAGUGAAGACCACUGGUAUCAUCGAAACUCAGUUUUCUUUCAAAGAUCUCAAUUUCAGAAUGUUUGAUGUGGGUGGUCAGAGGUCAGAGAGGAAGAAGUGGAUCCAUUGUUUCGAAGGCGUGACCUGUAUCAUCUUCAUUGCCGCUCUGAGCGCCUAUGACAUGGUCCUGGUGGAGGAUGAUGAAGUGAAUCGCAUGCACGAGAGUCUGCACUUAUUUAACAGUAUCUGCAACCACCGCUACUUCGCCACCACCUCCAUCGUACUCUUCCUCAACAAGAAAGACGUGUUCGUUGAGAAGAUCAAGAAAGCACAUCUCAGCAUGUGUUUCCCUGAAUAUGAUGGCCCCAAUACCUAUGAGGAUGCUGGUAACUAUAUCAAAAUGCAGUUCUUGGACCUGAACCUCCGCAGAGACGUCAAAGAAAUCUACUCUCACAUGACGUGCGCUACCGACACAGAGAACGUCAAGUUUGUGUUCGAUGCCGUAACCGACAUCAUCAUCAAAGAAAACCUGAAGGAUUGCGGUCUCUUCUAAAAAAACACGCAGAAAACCAGAUGAAGGGUGCUGGUGCAGCCCUAUCACAUUUCACAGAUCCUUUUCUCAAUUCAAACUGAGGCCUGAAGAUGAAAACUGCCCCUGCAAGCAGCCAUCCUCAAAUCAGCGAAUGCAAAAAAUAAAAAUCUAUUUCUUGUGUUCAAAAUUAAGUUCUAGCUUUGACCAAGGACUUCUUUUCAGAUAGCUCCAAAUUCAGAAACUUCUGUGCAGAUUUCAGAUGAGUUGAAUUUUAGUUCAUCUAACUUUUCUCUCAAGUCUCUUGAACUGGUCUUUGGGGGGGGCAUGCAGUGUGUAGUUAAAACAUCAGGAGCUUCUGUCAGCAAACAGUGAUUUUUUUCUCAUGUAAUGUGAAAACAUUUCCAGCUAAUGCAUUGUCUCUGUGUUACGGUAAGUGAUCAGUGUAUGGCCAAAAGGGCAAAGAAGAUGACCUAACCACCUGCAUAUGCACUUCAGCCUCUGUUAGAUAUUUUAACAGAACCUUUCACUAGAAACGGCUUUUAUGUACAAACACAAUACAGCAGUUUGUAACAUAACUCGAGCAUGUCACAAAUUGAACUUUUCAUGAAAGUGUUAGGAAAUCUAACUCUUUACAAUAGUUGAAAAUGGCCAGUGUAUAUACUUAAGCAGAUUUCUAUUGGACAGUUAAUUAAGUAUGGCGACACCAUGUUGAUGAUAUGUAACAAAGUCGAGGGAUAGAUUUGUCAAAGAUUUGUUUAAGUUAAUUAAAACUCUGGGCCUUUGAGCCAACAAUUCUGUACAGAAACCACUAAUUGUAUUCCUUGAUCAAAGUUAUUAAAGCUUCUGUAGAAAACUCAGUACUUCUCAGUCUUUCACAAAUUAAAAGCAACUCUGCA